AUGGCGACGCCGAUGGUGCCAAGCAUCGUGGGCGUACGUAUACCCUCGUGGCCACGUUGUGCUGUGCGUGACGACUCGUUCAACAACCCCACCGCCGUCGUCGCGCGCAUGCAGGAGCUUGGGAUCUACCUCAUAGGUGGACCGGACCAAGAACCGGCCGAACUCUCAACCGGGGACGAGCCCAACGGAUGGGAGGACCCGCUAAACGCGACCCAGCUCGCGUACGAUACGAUCUACGGCCUCGACUGGGGCUACCACCCCGUCAGCCUCGUGCUCAACUGCCAGGACUACUACUUCACGGUGUACUCUGCCGGCGCGGAUAUUUGGGGCACGGUCUGCACUCCAGACUACGGCGACUGCGGGUGCGACAACUGCAAGGGCUUUUCGAAGACAUAUCCGACCGGAUUAGACUCUUUCCACCCCCGCCAGCAGAUCCUCGGCCCCGAACUCCCUCAAUCCGUCUGGACUGUACCUCAAGCCUUCGGAAACGACACAUACUGGAAACGGUAUCCGACCGGAGCGGAGUACACCGUGUUCGCCGCGCUCACUAUCAACCAUGCCGCGACGGCUGUCGUCGCGUGGGAUCAGCCCGCGCCAGACGACCUGUUCGCCGCCGCGUCUGCACUUGCCGCCGCGCCCGAGCCUGCCAAGGCGUUCAUCCUCAGCCCCGAGGCAGUGUACACGCAGAGCGCCACGGAUCGCGUCGACGUCGCGACGUGA
Punctularia strigosozonata HHB-11173 SS5 is the source of this 720-nucleotide messenger RNA. RefSeq lists its product as uncharacterized. The coding region runs from base 1 to 720 and encodes 239 amino acids. The transcript has 4 exons. The record is from RefSeq and is a predicted model, not a curated record. Lineage: Eukaryota; Fungi; Basidiomycota; Agaricomycetes; Corticiales; Punctulariaceae.